Molecule: messenger RNA, 1130 nt
Organism: Alnus glutinosa
Lineage: Eukaryota; Viridiplantae; Streptophyta; Magnoliopsida; Fagales; Betulaceae
Product: thiamine pyrophosphokinase 1
Exons: 6
Coding region: 105-878 (257 amino acids)
Biological process (GO): thiamine metabolic process; thiamine diphosphate biosynthetic process
Molecular function (GO): thiamine diphosphokinase activity; thiamine binding; ATP binding
Source: RefSeq, a predicted model, not a curated record
UCCAUUGCAGGAAUAAAUAGCUCUAAACAGAGAAGCUGAGGUCUGCGCUCUCUCUCUCUCUCUCUCUGGAAUUAGUUUUUGUUCCGUAAAGGCGCACGUUAGCGAUGGAGCUUAUGUCCCAUUCGUCGGCCUUCCUUUUGCCCACUAUCCCGCCCGACCACCGCCCCUCGCUAACGUACGCACUGGUCCUGCUUAACCAACCCCUCCCGAGAUUCACUCCUCUGCUGUGGGAGUACGCACACCUCCAUCUCUGCGCUGAUGGCGGCGCGAACCGCGUGUACGAUGAAAUGCCUCUGUUUUUUCCUCAUGAAGACCCUUCCGAUGUUCGAAACAGGUACAAGCCAGAAGUUAUCAAAGGUGACAUGGAUUCUGUCCGAAAAGAUGUACUGGACUUUUAUUCAAACCUGGGAACUGAGAUAGUGGAUGAAUCUCAUGAUCAGGACACCACAGAUCUACAUAAAUGCAUAGCAUAUAUACGCGACGUCACACCAAACAUCGAUAAGUCAAACCUAUGCAUUCUUGUCGCUGGAGCACUUGGUGGUCGGUUUGACCACGAGAUUGGAAACAUCAAUGUUUUAUGCAGCUUUUCAAGCACGCGAAUAAUUCUUUUAUCUGAUGACUGUCUCAUUCACCUUCUUCCAAGAACUCAUCAUCAUGAGAUCCAUAUUCAACCCUCUGUUGAGGGUCCGCAUUGUGGACUCAUUCCAAUUGGGACGCCAUCCAGAAGCACUACAACCACCGGACUCGAGUGGAAUCUUGAUAACACGGAAAUGAGUUUUGGUGGUCUAGUAAGCACAUCAAAUAUUGUCAAAGAAGAAAAAAUAACAGUGCGAUCUGAUUCAAAUCUUCUCUGGACAAUCUCCAUUAAAAAGCAGUAGUGGAUAUUGCUUUUGAGAGAGGUAUCCUAAUUUCUCAUUGGAUUUGAUAUUUGUAAUUGUUAGAGUAUUUCAGGAGAUCAAUAGUCUAAGCUACAGUUGAAGAUUGUCAUCUACUCACAAUUGAAGACUGUUACCUAACUACAUGUGAAGAUACUCUGAACAAUAAUUAAUAAGGCAGAGUGUGUAACAAUAUCUCCUCUUUCUUCUUGUAUUUGAUUUUAUGAUUAGUAUUAUUUAUUUAUAUUUCGGAAA